AUGCUUAAGGGGAGCUUGUUUAGAGGGACCCUAACAAUUUCAUUGUUUCUUUCUAACGGUCAAUUGAAACCACGUUCAAAAUGGCAUUCUCCGUCGAAGCCCAUACCAGCCAAGCCAGGCCCAAGAGCGAAUCAAACAGCAGCAACGCAACCCCACAAGAACAGUGCAACAUCAGCACCCCCAAGAGCAACCCCAAGAGCAACAACCACUCCGAUCGUAUUUGCGAGGAGAACUCCAACCAAUUCUACACCGAGAAAAACCGAAAAUCUCAGAGAUAUAAUAUUGACGAUCCAGGAGCCAGCACGAGUAGAGCAGCAGGAGCAAGUGGAGCACCGAACAUUACAGUCCCAGGAUCAGACGGCUGGCGCGACAAAUUAUUGGCCCAAUUGCUGUUGCUCUCAGAGGAGAACAAGGCUAACGGCGCCUACGACGGAUUCGCAUACGUCCACAACAAUCACCACAAUACCGAUUGUGAUAAACAGCCAUCCCAAUCCAAGAAUCCUGCUGAUCAGGGUGCCCACAAGCAGCAACAACAGAAGCAACAAGAAUCCAAGCGGGACAGAGCACAGGGCGCCUCGAACUCGCGUUAUCAGAAUACCCUUUUUACCAGGGUCGGUAUCAACUCGUCCGCCAGCCAACCAGGCUCCGCCUUCGACGAGCUCUUUAGUAAAUCCGAUAGAUUCGGUGACGCCAACCACUAUCUCAACUUACUCAAUGACUGGGACUGCAACAUCCCAGCCAGUAUCCCGAGUGGCAGCAGGUUUACCGACUACGGCAAUGGUGAACCAAACGGUCCCGGUUUCGAGCGCGCCUCCGACACAGACCCUGGCCUCCAUGGCCGGUCUCCAGCUGGCAGGUGCGGACGAGCCGCCAUCCCGCCAGGAUAUGAGUGGAGCAAUGCCUACUGCCACAGUUGAAGAGAUAGACGUUCCGGUGUUCAUUGAUGAAUACCUGCAAGAUAUAGAAGCAUCGUCAUCGACGUGCCCCAGCGAAAACGGAAAGGAGAUUUUUACUGAAACGGAUAUUCUUGACUUUGAUAUAAACAUGUUUGCCGGGGAUCAACUUGAACUUCUUGAGGAGAAGAAGAUGGAUCCCUUUAACUCGGCGAUGGACGAGAUGAACAACGACAACGUAUACGAUGACUCACAAAUAAUGGAGGACUUCCAGCAGCUGGCUGGCGAGGAGGAGACUCUGGAUAUGGCGGAAAUGUGCGGCGUUGACUUCAAUAACGUGGAGCUCGACCUCGCCAGCUUUCUCACCAGUUCCCAGGACCCCAUGCUAGGCACCUGCUUUUCCCAAUCCCAGCCCACCGCAUCCACAUCCACAUUCAGCCAGACCAAGUACAUCACGGAGGAGCCCCUGAUCUCCGAGGAGACCAGCUACUCUAGCAGCCACUAUGGCUGCAGCCAAGAGUCGCUCGGCUUCGGCCUGGAGGAGGACGUCAAGCCCAGUGGCAGCAGCAAUGCUAUUGCUUGCGGUGACGUCGCCGUGGCCAUCCCUGUACACAUCCCCAUCGGUGUUAAGCGCUCGGCCCCGGCGGUCGAGUCGGUUGCCCAAAAGCGCAGCCGGCUGGUACUCAAGAUCAGCCAAGAAUCCAGCCAAUCAGUGGCCAUCAACACCCCUGAAAUCAUCGAUCAACUUUUGAACCUUGAUUCGAUGGAGACCGCCAUCCCGAGCAACAAUACCAAUUCCACCUUCACCACCCUAACCAGCACCAGCAUCAGCCAUGAAAACAUCAUUGAGGAUCUGCGCAGCGCCGAAGAGGACACCACCACCGACUUCUCGGCGCCCAACACCCCGCACAGCAACUACUCAGCGGGCUCCAGCAGCGUGGCGCCCACCUGCCACUCCGGUUUCGGUGGGAUCCUCACUGCCCCAGCGUCACCUGCCUUCUCCGUAGCCAGCACCUCCCAGUUCAGCAUAUCAGCCACCGGCAACAGCGGCAAGCGGAAACGCGGCCGCCCUGCCAAGGAGCAUGCCGACGGACCCGAUCCGGAGCUGAUGUCGCGCAUGAGCAGCGAUGAGCUGAAGGCCUACCAGGACAGGAUCAAGAACAACGAGGCCAGCCGCAUCUCGCGCCGGAAGACGAAGAAGCGCGAGGAGGAGGAGAAGCAGGCGGAGGACGAGCUGUUGGCCGAGAAUCAGCAGCUGCUCGAAGACCGUGCCCGGGUAAUGAUGGCGGAACGCAAGUUCAAGAAGUACCUGAUGGAGCGCCAGCGAAAGAACAGCACCUACACAGUCAAGAAGGAGCAGCACUGAGAUUCUCACCAGCCAUGUAGCCAUAUAAGAUAGAUCAACUGUCGUUACACACCACUACUACCAAUUGUCGCAUAUUGCGGUGCAUAGCCUUAGUCUGAGGACACAUACCCCUCGUCAUCCAUUCGUUAGUCAUCUAAGUUGUCGUUGUAGAAGUCGAGAAGAAAAUCCAAUUUCCAUUACGUGGAGAUCAAUCCUGCGCGAUUGAUGUAAAAAAACACAAAAACAUUUUUAGCCACGUUCUAGGCAUAGAAAGAAGGGCGCCUUAUUGAGCGCGAGACGUUUAACUUUAAUUGUAUUUUUUAUUAUGUUUGAAAAACUUGAGAAAAUUUU
Drosophila ananassae is the source of this 2589-nucleotide messenger RNA. RefSeq names its product mucin-17 (gene Xrp1). The transcript is spliced from 5 exons. The record is from RefSeq and is a predicted model, not a curated record. Bases 1 to 2259 code for a protein of 752 amino acids. Lineage: Eukaryota; Metazoa; Arthropoda; Insecta; Diptera; Drosophilidae.